Limulus polyphemus (Atlantic horseshoe crab) is the source of this 5177-nucleotide messenger RNA. Its product is annotated as rhophilin-2-B-like. Gene Ontology annotation, biological process: signal transduction; negative regulation of stress fiber assembly. Gene Ontology annotation, molecular function: protein binding. Bases 485 to 2488 code for a protein of 667 amino acids. The record is from RefSeq and is a predicted model, not a curated record. Lineage: Eukaryota; Metazoa; Arthropoda; Merostomata; Xiphosura; Limulidae. The transcript is spliced from 15 exons.
GAACAGAAAUUUGCUCCUUAUUGGUGCGUCACAAAUUUUUAUUUAACCUUACAAGCCAUGCGUCUCGGGCACUGUGGUAUUUGACCAGAACGCUUUGACUGUUCACAGGAAGUGGGUAACACGAGGGAGCGUGCUUUUAUUCGCGAACCCUGUUGGUCGGUUAGUAACAGGGGUGAAGGUUAGAAACAAAGAGUCACUUUUGUAAAUCAUUUUUGAUGUGGGACUAAAGUUAGUUUUGUUGUUGUUUAUUAAAACUUAACAUAUAACUCUUCAACAUUUUGGUCGUAACGUGAAUGACAGUCGUUUAUCCUGAGCUGAGUACCUGUGUCUGUUUCAGAGCCGUUUUGUAGAUGAUUUUCGUCUCUUAGCAACACGAAGUAACCUCUUCCUUUAAAAAGUAUUUUAACCGUGUCAUUCCAGGCUGAAAUUUUAAUCUACAAGAAAUCACUAUACUUGAGUCUCAGAAAUUUACUGUUCUUGUGAAAUGUUUGUUAACAUGAAAGUGAUGAACAAGCCUGAAGAAGAGCAAAAUGGAUCUGAUCCUCGUGCUGCUACCUGUCGGGGUAAGCUUCAAUACAGACGCUCUAAGCUGAACCAAGAGAUGAACAAGGAAAUGAUGAUGAGAAACGGGGCUGAAAAAUUGUUUAAAGUAACAACAAAUAAGAAAAUGCAAGAAAUGGUGGCUUUGGAGCUGAGUUUUGUUAACUCCAACUUGCAGCUUCUGAAAGAACAGCUGGCUGAAUUAAACAGUUCUGUGCAAAUGUAUCAGGAUGAAAGUGCCCAACAGUUAGUUCCAAUGAUUCCUCUUGGCUUGAAAGAAACUAAAGACAUCAAUUUUGUGGAACCAUUCAAAGACUUCAUCUUGGAACAUUACAGAGAAGAUGGAAAUCAUUAUGAAACCUCAAUUCAGGAGCUCAUGGGUAUACGACAGGCUCUCAAAACUCCUUCUCGUGACCAAAGUGGUGUGCAACUGCUGUUUGAGUAUUACAACUUGCUCUACUAUGUGGAAAGAAGAUUUUUCCCCCCACAUCGAAACCUGGGCAUAUUUUUUGAAUGGUUUGACUCACUGACAGGUGUACCGAGUACCCAGAAAACCAUAGCGUUUGAAAAAGCUAGUAUCCUCUUCAAUAUUGCUUCCCUAUAUACUCAAAUUGGAGCUAAACAGAAUCGAACAAAAAGUCCUGGAGUUGAUGCUGCUGUUGACAGCUUUCUUCGAGCAGCUGGAAUGUUCUGCUACAUCCGAGAAAACUUCAGCAAUGCUCCAAGCAUGGACUUAGCUCCUGAUACCUUGGAAACAUUGACUUACCUUAUGCUAGCCCAAGCAAGAGAAUGUUUGUUUGAAAAAUUAUCGUUGACCCCGGUGGAGAAGAUGGGGAUUGAAAUCUGUCUUGACACUGCUCAAGAAGCAGCUGAGGUAUCUGAGGUAUAUAAUCAUGUCCAUAAAGUGAUGUCGAGGCCAACGGUCAAGAAUUAUGUACCAUAUUCGUGGAUUAGUCUUGUUUGUGUAAAGUCUGAACACUAUAAAGCUUUGGCUCAUUAUUAUGUUGCUGUUGGUCUUUUGGACCACAUUGGCGAAUUAAGUGACUCAGCAAAGCUAGGCUUAGCAUUUUUACACAGACAAGACCAAAAAACCACCACAACCCCUUUUGACAUUAACGUUCCUAAGAACACAGAUGAACGCAGACAACUAGGAAAGGCACAUCUUCGGGAGGCUCUUUAUCUUCACGAAGAGGCUUUACGUUUGCACAGAAUGUGCCGCCAGUUGCGUCAAGUCGAUACAUUGCAGAAUCGGCUACGUGUUGAUCAUGAUGCUACACUCAAUAGGUAUGCAGAUAUUGAAGAAGAAGAUGACUUUCAGGAAAUAAUUGAUCCACCAGAUAUACAAGCAUCAACUAAAUACCAACUGUCCCUAACACCUCCAGAUUUCUCUCAGUAUAAAGUCAAAGACAUUUUUCAAGAACUGGGUCCAAUCAGCAUUUUUUCUGCUCGACAUCAAUGGACAGCUCCCAGAGUUCUUCAUAUAAAGAAAGACAGUAUGAGCAAUUAUGGGUUUAGUGUUAGAGGAGAUGCUCCAGUGAUUGUUGCUGGUGUUGACUGCAACAGUCCUGCUGAAGAAGCUGGUAUGAUAGAAGGAUACUUCAUCAUUUCUAUAGGAGAAAAGGAUACAAGAUGGUCUCAGCAUGAGGAAGUAGUGGAGUUAAUUAAGAACACAGGGAAUGAGCUCACUGUUAAAGUUAUUACACCUUUAAAUCAAAACUUCCUUCACCCCAAAACUAAUAGUCCUUCUGUAAGUCCAAUGUCUACAACUUCUAGUAACUGUGGCAUGAGUUCUGAUUCCAGUAUAUACCACACUGUGAGGAGUGUUUCCAGUGCAAAAAGUAAGGAUAGUCACAAACGUUUAACAUGGGGAAAUUUUUUCAGAAGAGGAGGAAUGAAACAACAAGAUUUAUCAAUUAGGUCUCAGCAAUAUAGUGCUACUCGAAACUAAAUGAACUUGAAACAAGAAUUUUUCUAUAGUAAAACACAAUAUAAACAUUAAAUAUAUAGUAGCAGAUUGGUGAAAAAUAUGACAUAGUUUCUAGUGUGAGAUUAUUUGUUUAUGUUUGAAAAAUUCAUUUGUAAAAAUUAUUGCAACAAAGAAAGGCAUAUUGAAGCUGGACUUCUGCCCCCUUUAAUCUCUUUUUUUUUUUAUUUGGUAGCAAGUGUGAAAGUUAAAAGACAUUGUAGCAUUACUCAUCACUAGUGCCAUCUGUUAGGUAUUUCCACGAAAAUAUAGAAAGUAGCUUCUGUAUGAAUUGUAAUACCCAUGCUUGUAUGCUGAAUAAUAAUGUACUGUUUAUAAAACUAAAAUUUCCCAAAUUAGAGAAUCAUGGUAUUCUCCUUGUAAACAAGCUUAACAGUUGUGCAUGUUAUAUAGUUCUGUUAACAGAGAGCACUUGUGUUUCGACUUAGAAAAGUUGUUGGUACUCUAAAAGAAAUGUCUUUUACACUUUUAGUAACAAAAAUUAGUAGAUUUGAAGACAGUGAAGCAUGCUAUAAUAUGCACUUUGUAUAUUGUUUUGUUUCUUAAAUUUAAAGAAAUUACUGGAGAUUUGUAACAAAGUAUACAUGUAUAUAUAUAGUUAUAUGUUUUUUACUUAAAGAUACUUAAGAAUGUAUAUUUCUCAAGAGGCAAUUAUGAGAUAUUUGCAUUUUCUUCAUUUAAAACUUUUUGUAGAAUCUGUGAUGUGAUACUUAAAUAGUUGACUUGGUGUCAAGGUUUAUCAGUUAGUGUUAAUAAUAUGCUUCAACCCUGUAUUUAACUGUAGGUUAUUUGUGAGCAGUUAGGGCUCUUUCUCUGCUAUUAUACAGCAUCACCUGAAGUUGAAUAUGUAUUUCUUUUUUUGUAUAAAAAAAACUGUUCAGUGGAAAUAUUAAACAAAUGAGUACGGAUACAUUACAAAGCAAUAGAAUGAAUUCUAUAAAAGUUUUUGUCACCUGCUGGUUGUAUGUAUAUUUUAAAAGAAGAAUGAUAAAAAUAUUUCAAUUCAUUGAUCUUAAUUGUUUCUUUUUUGUUUUUAGUUUUUGAACUGAAAAUAGUAAGCAUUUUGUUUACAUAAUUAUGAAACUUCUUAUUGACAAAUACUUUUACAAGAAACUAGGUUCAAUGGACAUGAUUUAUGACUAUUACUUUUCAAAAAAUAUUUAGAUUUGGUAUUUCUGAAAUACUUGGGAAGAAAAGAAAAUUAUUUUGAACCUCAUGAUUGAUUUGUUAUUAAUGUAAUUAAGUAGGACAAAUAGGUACCACUUCAUUUUCUUACUAGAGGGACAUAACAAUUUCAUAUUAAAACUUUAUUGAAGUGGUUUAAAACUGAUAUAUUGUGUGUAUUUUACUCACCUUUUAGCCAUUAAGAAUACUGAAUGCUAUGGUAGAUGUUUAUUUUACAUUGAAUCAUUAGGUAGUUGUCAAACUAUUGAAACAAUUAAUCUCAGUGUUGCAAGUACACAAAAAGUACAAAUAUUUCAUUUCACUUAGAUAACAGAAACAUUUUUAAAGCUGGAAGUUCUUAAGAGUUAUUUUAUUGGAUGACAUUUUGGUAUUUCUUACCAAAUUCAUAAUUAUUAACCCUGUUCCAUUAUUUACAAUGACCUAACAAAACUCAGGACAUACACACACAGUGAAGUUCCUGUAGACUUCCAUCUCUACAGCACAAUAAACUCUGUGUGCGUGUAUGUGUCUAGAUAUGAAUGUAUUUUGUAAAUUGAAUGUGUUGUUUAUUAAUAUGGUGAAAAACUCAUUGGAUGAAUGAGGAUGAAAAAAAAAUCAAAAUGGUCACAACUAGAGAUUGGAAAUAAUCUCCUUUUUUAAAAAUAUAUAUAUCAUAAUGUAGGAUAAAUUUACUUGGCCAUGGACAAGUAAUGGUUUUUAAACUAGUGAUAAAAGUAUUGAUAGCAAAAAGAGAAGCAUUUUUAUGAGGAUUUUAUAAUAUGAGAUGCUUGAAUAAAGCACUAUCAUUUCUUAACUUUAGGGGUUACUAGUCAUUAAAAAUUUAUAUUUGAAAGAAAAGAUUUUGCUAAAACUAGAAAAUAUUUAGGACUUCAUAAGUUCAUAAAAGCAUUUGACUAAAAUUUAUGUUUGACUAAGAGUUAUUUUAUGUUCAAUAUAAGAUUUCCUGUUAGAUUGAAAUGAUUUUUUUUGACCCACACUGUUAAACAGUAAUUUCUUUUUUGUGGUAUAAAGAACUUUGCUUAUACUCACAAUUGCUGUGUUGUGGCAAUAUAAAAUAUGAUUUUAACUUUUCAAAUAUUUUGAAUCUCAGAACACAACUACAGUAAACAUAAACUUAUAAAUAUCUCAAAAAGAAAAAAUGUAAAUGCUAUACUUUUUUAAACUCUUAAACAUUAUGAAUUUUGUUAGUUUUGUUGCUAUAACUGAACUAAUUUUGUCAGUGAUGUAACUUUCUAAAGAAAUUUUUUAAAAAGUUGUACACAUUUUUACAAUGCAGGUACAUCUUGCUGCUAUUAAAGAAUUUAUGUUCAUCAGUCUUCCCUGUACAAAACUACUUCAUAGGUAGUACUUGAGCAGUGAUUUUUGUCAUUACAUUUGCUUGAACUGAUGUGUGUAUUUGUAAAAUUAGAUAAUAUGUACACUUAGAUCAUCUCCUGCCAUUCUUUAUAAUAAAACAUUAUAUAUUGCA